Callorhinchus milii (elephant shark) is the source of this 2712-nucleotide messenger RNA. Its product is annotated as RCC1 and BTB domain-containing protein 2. Lineage: Eukaryota; Metazoa; Chordata; Chondrichthyes; Chimaeriformes; Callorhinchidae. The transcript has 12 exons. The record is from RefSeq and is a predicted model, not a curated record. Gene Ontology annotation, molecular function: protein binding. The coding region runs from base 242 to 1819 and encodes 525 amino acids.
GAAGAAUGGUUGAGACAAGGACGUUAAAAUUAUCCUAAAAAAAAGCAUUGGUUAAUGCUGUUGUAUGAUGCAUAUAGUGCUCAAAUGCCUUCAGUUGCCCAUAAGAACAAAACAAAUAGCCCCAGUUUUGUGGACCCUGGUAGGCCUGCUGAUUCGUUGCCCAAUUGACCAUUCUUCAUGUGUGAUUGCAGAUUGGUCCUGUGUGUCACUCUGUGUUUUGCUGAGCUGAAGGAAUCUUGUCAUGGUAGAUGUCGGGAAGUGGCCGGUGUUUGCGCUGCUUCCACCACAAGAGCUCAGUUCAAUUCGGCAAGCGUGCAUCUUUGGCACAUCUGGUAAUGAGGCAGUGUAUGUUACAGAAAAUUAUGAGGUAUUUGGUCUUGGGACUAACUGCAGUGGUUGCUUAGGAACUGGGGAUAUUCAGAGCACUAUUGAACCCAGGAAAAUUGACAUUCUAUGUGGGAAGAAGAUCAUUCAUUUAAGUUAUGGAAGUGGACCUCAUAUCGUGCUUGCUACUGCAGACGGAGAAGUAUAUGCUUGGGGGAACAAUGGUUACAGUCAACUUGGCAAUGGAACAACCAAUCAAGGAUUGUCUCCUUGCCAGGUUUCUACCAAUCUGCUACACAAGAAGGUGACUGAGGUAGCGUGCGGAUCCCAUCAUUCCAUGGUGAUGACAUCUGAUGGCGAGGUUUAUGCCUGGGGUUAUAAUAAUUGUGGUCAAGUCGGAUCUGGGUCUACCGCUAACCAACCAACACCAAGAAGAGUAUCCAGUUGCUUGCAGAAUAAAGUGGCUGUUACCAUUGCCUGUGGCCAGACAUCUUCCAUGGCAGUGUUAGAUAAUGGAGAGGUAUAUGGCUGGGGUUACAAUGGCAAUGGGCAGCUUGGAUUGGGUAGCAAUGGAAAUCAACCAACCCCAUGUAGACUGGCAGCAUUACAUGGGAUACAUGUGUGUCAGAUUGUUUGUGGCUAUGCUCACACUCUUGCACUAACAGACGAGGGCAUGCUCUAUUCCUGGGGAGCUAAUGCUUAUGGUCAGCUGGGCAUUGGGAUUAAAAGCAACCAAUCCUGUCCAGUCCAGGUCAAGAUGGAAAGGGAAAGGGUUGUCGAGAUCGCAGCCUGUCAUUCCAGUCAUACCUCUGCUGCUAAGACCCAGAGUGGUCAGGUGUACAUGUGGGGCCAAUGCCGGGGUCAGUCAGUCACUGUCCCACAUCUCACUCACUUCACUUGCACUGAUGAUGUAUUUGCCUGCUUUGCUUCUCCUGCAGUUACGUGGCGUCUGCUGACUGUAGAGGGUGAAAAUCACUUGACAGUGGCUCAAGCACUGAAGAAGGAGUUUGACAGCACUCAAACCUCAGAUUUAAAGUUCAUCGUGGAAGGGAAAUGUAUAUACGUUCACAAAACUGUUCUCAAAAUAAGGUGUGAACAUUUCCGUUCGAUGUUAACUGAUGAAGAUGUUGUUGAAAUCGAUCAGUUUACCCACCCGGUGUACCGUGCUUUUCUGGAAUACUUGUACACAGACACAAUCAACCUGCAACCUGAAGAUGCAAUAGGCCUUCUGGAUUUGGCAACAUUUUACAGAGAGAACAACUUAAAACAUCUUUGUGAACAGACUAUUAAACAAGGCAUUUCAGUGGAAAAUGGCAUCAAUUUACUGUCUGCUGCAGUGAAAUAUGAAGCAACGGGUUUGGAAGAGUUUUGCUUUAAGUUCUGUGUCAAUCAUUUGACAGCAGUAACGCAAACACAAGCGUUUGCAAGCAUGGAUCAUGACUUGCUAAAGAUAUUUAUCAGCAAAGCAAGCAAACAUGGAGCAUUCAGAAACUGAAGCAGCACAUUACAAGCAGUGAAGGCAAUGGUUCACACUAGAAACUGAAAACACCAGGAGCAGCUCGAUGUCCAUGUAUAAAAGUAGUGGCUCCAAUGACAAAAGUAAGAUUGUGAUUUUCCAUUUACCUUUGCAGAAAACAAAAUACUUGCAGAGGUAGUCUUCUCAAAAUAUUUUGCACUUUAUUAUUAGAUAGUUCACAUACAGCCAUAAAUUCUGUUUUGUUUAGAGCUGAAGUAUGCAAUGUUGCUUUCUUUUAGCAAUAUUUUUGUUUGAAUUAGAGCUGCAUAAUUCAUGUGGUGUCUGUUUCAUAAAAUCCUAUUUGAUCCAUUGAUCCUAUGUUUGUGUGUCUGCACUUAAAAUGACAGGCUGUUGUACUAUGUUGUCAAGAAUCUCAGAAUAGAAGGGAAACACAGCCUCCACUAAUUUGUUUUUUUUAUGUACAGCAUCCAAAAAUACUCUGUAACAUUUCAGUGUUUUUACACAUAUUACAGCUUGAAGUUUUUUUAAAAAAAAACUCUAAUGUUGAGCUUAGGUUUGCAAACUGCUCACAUUCAAUUUUUAUACAAUGCAGCAACCUUGCUAUAUUGUUAAAAUAUUCAUUUGUUUAUAACAUGAAUGGAGUGUGUAGCACAUUAACUGCACAUGCCCACAACCAGCCAGCUCAAUUCCUGCUAUUUCAUGGAUCCCUGCCAUCAUUAUAAUGAAGCUUCACUAAAGUUUAAAAGUCAUUUGAGGUUAACACUAUCCUUCAUUCAUCCUUUUAUUAAAGGAUUUUUUCCAAGAAUGGACUAAAAUAUAAAGAGAGAAUACUUUUCUGUUGGGCAGUUCAUUUAUGGAGAUUACAUCCUUAAUCUUUAAAAUUAAAUAAUAAUUUUGUAAAAUAAUGUAAA